Prunus mume (Japanese apricot) is the source of this 1575-nucleotide messenger RNA. RefSeq names its product sulfite oxidase (gene SOX). Gene Ontology annotation, biological process: sulfur compound metabolic process. NCBI's taxonomy places the organism in Eukaryota, Viridiplantae, Streptophyta, Magnoliopsida, Rosales, Rosaceae. The record is from RefSeq and is a predicted model, not a curated record. Gene Ontology annotation, molecular function: molybdenum ion binding; molybdopterin cofactor binding; heme binding. Gene Ontology annotation, cellular component: mitochondrion.
CGGCAAGCACCAAGUCCAGACAAGUAACGUCACAAUUCACUAACACCAUUAUUCCCAGAAAAGGGCCAUCUGUCUGUCACUCGUUAGCCCCAAGGAGCUUAGCUUGCUCCUCCAUUUCUGCUGAAUCAGAAUCAGAAAUCACAACUCUUUCUUCUAUCUCUCUGUAAAUUUGGAAAAAAAAACUCAUCAUCAAGGAAGGUUGAAGAAGAAUGCCUGGCGUCAGAGGGCCUUCAGAUUACUCGCGGGAGCCACCUCGACAUCCCAGCCUCCAAAUCAAUGCCAAGGAACCUUUUAAUGCGGAGCCACCGCGUUCAGCUUUGGUUUCGUCGUACGUGACUCCUGUGGAUUUCUUCUACAAGAGGAACCACGGUCCUAUUCCGGUAGUGGACGACAUCCACAGUUACUCAGUUUACAUCUCCGGAUUAAUAGAAAAUCCCAAACACCUCUUCAUGAAAGAUAUCAGGGCGCUUCCCAAGUAUAAUGUCACUGCCACUCUACAGUGUGCUGGUAAUAGAAGGACGGCUAUGAGCAAAACCCGGACUGUCAAGGGAGUUGGGUGGGAUGUUUCUGCUAUAGGAAAUGCUGUAUGGGGUGGUGCAAAACUGGCUGAUGUUCUUGAACUCGUCGGAAUACCCAAGUUGACAGGUGCCACUAAAUCAGGUGGAAAACAUGUUGAAUUUGUAAGCGUUGAUAAGUGUAAGGAGGAAAAUGGGGGCCCCUACAAGGCAUCAAUUCCACUAAUUCAGGCCACAAAUCCAGAAGCAGAUGUUUUACUUGCUUAUGAGAUGAAUGGAGAGACUCUUAACAGGGAUCAUGGGUAUCCAUUGCGUGUGAUUGUCCCGGGUGUUAUUGGUGCCCGUUCUGUUAAAUGGCUUGACUCUAUUAAUGUAAUUACUGAGGAAUGUCAGGGUUUCUUUAUGCAAAAAGAUUACAAAAUGUUUCCUCCUUCGGUGAACUGGGAUAACAUUAAUUGGUCUACUAGGAGGCCACAAAUGGAUUUUCCCGUCCAGUGUGUAAUUUGUUCUUUAGAGGAUGUGAAUGCUAUAAAGCCUGGGAAGGUAAAAAUUACCGGGUAUGCGGCAUCAGGAGGUGGUCGUGGCAUCGAGAGAGUAGAUGUGUCUUUUGAUGGUGGAAAAACCUGGAUAGAGGCUUCUAGAUAUCAGAGGACGGGAAUCCCAUACAUUUCAGAGCACACAAGCAGUGAGAAAUGGGCAUGGGUGCUUUUCGAGGCCACGGCUGAUGUCCAACAGAGCACUGAGAUUGUUGCGAAAGCAGUGGAUUCAGCAGCAAAUGUCCAACCUGAAAAAGUGGAAGACAUUUGGAACUUGAGAGGUAUACUGAACACUUCAUGGCAUCGCGUGCAGGUUCGAGUCGGUCACUCGAAUUUGUAGACCAAGCACGAGAAAGGAAAUAAUUGAUCUAUCCGAGGCUGCUUCUUUCUUUUGUGCAACAUUGACAGACCUUAUGCUUUCCAUGUGCGAAGUAAUAAAAAUGCUUUUAGCAUGCUCUUCUUGAUGUUUGGACCUGAGAGGGUUGUUGAAGCUUUUUCUAAUUAUGCAGAGUGUUAUUUGCCUU